CUUCUAGUGACGACGUGGGAUUACAAUUGUGUCUACUUAAUCAACCAUGGACGCAACGGCUAUGAUAGCGACGGGCAAGUCAACAGUGGCUCUCUUCCUGGCGUUGACGUCAUUAGGCUUGACAACUUACAAGUGGCCCACCCACGUUCCUGUACAAGAUAAAGCUGCAUACGACUACAUAGUGGUAGGAGCCGGUACAGCGGGCAGUGUUGUUGCGAAUCGUCUUAGCGAGGACCCAAACGUCAAUGUGCUGCUCAUAGAGGCCGGAGGGGACCCUCAUUGGGAGGCUCAGCAUCCCAUUUUGUUUCCGUAUCUGACCAAAUCAGAAAUGGAUUGGAACUACAUUUCCGAAGACGAUGGCUACUCCGCACAAUACCACAGGAACAAAUAUCUAGAUUUGCCUUCAGGAAAAGCUUUGGGUGGCAGCAGCACACUUCAUCACUUUUACUAUGUAAGAGGGGAUCCUUACGACUACAAACUGUGGGCCGAAGCAGCCAACGAUGAUUCAUGGAACUGGUGGAACCUUCUUCCAUACUUCAAGAAAAGUGAGCGUCUCGAAGAUCAGUACAUCAUUGAUUCGGAAACUGCAUCCUUCCAUGGUAUGGAUGGUCCAGUAGCUAUUACAAGAGAAACUAGAAGUCAAUCACUUAAAUACUUGGAGGCUUUCGGCGAAGUGGGACAUAAGAUUAUGGACGACUCUACCACUAAUGAUACUAUGGGCUUCGCUCGGCCCUUGUGGUACAUUAGCAAAGAAGGCAUUCGCCAAAGCAGUGCAGAAUGUUUCUUGGCACCGGCCAAAGGACGAUCAAAUCUUCAGGUCAUGAAAAGCACUACAGUAACAAAAGUUCUUAUCGAUGGUGACAAAGCAAUCGGAGUUGAAUGCAGUACACCAGAUGGACUUAUCAAUAUUUACGCUAACAAGGAAACCAUAUUAUCGGCAGGCGCUUUCAAUACACCAAAAAUUUUGAUGUUAUCCGGAGUAGGACCAAAAGAACACCUCGAAAGUGUGGGUAUACCGGUUGUUUAUGACUCACCGGUUGGUCAAAACUUACAAGAUCAUGUAGCCGUCGUAGUCGCCCAUAAAUUGGAACAAACUAAUGAUGCUGUUGCACCGCAACCUCCAUCAGACUUCCCGGUGCCAACAUUUAUUGGUUCAGGUGCAUUUAACAAAGGACAGGAUUACUCUGAUUGGGUGACAUUGAACUUAAUUUGUAGAAAUAAUCCUGCUGCUUUACUACUUUUGAGUUCCGUCGUUUUUGGGCUGCACGAUGACGUUUGCAACCAGCUCGCUGCUGCUGGAACAGGAAGCGAGGUUCUGUUUACUGUAUUCAAUAAGGCACGUCCUAGUUCCACUGGUACAGUUGAGCUACGAAGUGCUGAUCCUCACGAUAGUCCAAAAAUUUUCACAGGCCAUUUAUCGAACAGUAUUGAUUUGGAGGAUAACGCUAAGUGGUUACAAGAUUUCAUCAAAGUAACACAAUCGAGCUAUUUCAAGAGGGUUGGCGGUGAGACGAUAUACGUUGAUUUGCCAAAUUGCCAAGGCUUAGACCACGACACGACCGAGUACUGGAAGUGCUAUGUUCUCAACAUGAUGGACACUACUUUCCACUACAGCAGCUCUUGCCGCAUGGGAUCUGUGCUAGAUUCUAGGCUGCGAGUUCUUGGAAUCAAAAAUUUGAGAGUGGGGGACGCCAGCGCAAUGCCUAAUCAAGUUACUGGCAAUAUUAACACAGCUGUCAUGGUUCUCGCCGAAAAAUUGGCAGACAUGAUUAAAGAAGAUAACUGAAUAGACUUACUAUCUAUAAUACUUUGACCGUCUAGUUAUAGAUGA
This is a messenger RNA of Maniola jurtina (meadow brown), 1831 nucleotides long. Its product is annotated as glucose dehydrogenase [FAD, quinone]-like. The record is from RefSeq and is a predicted model, not a curated record. The transcript is spliced from 4 exons. Gene Ontology annotation, molecular function: flavin adenine dinucleotide binding; ecdysone oxidase activity. The coding region runs from base 47 to 1786 and encodes 579 amino acids. NCBI's taxonomy places the organism in Eukaryota, Metazoa, Arthropoda, Insecta, Lepidoptera, Nymphalidae.